CAUGCGUAAUARCACUUCGCGAUCAGAAACACCGAUUGUGUUGAUUUCGUUGGAACGUGUGUAAAGUCUGAGCUCAAAAACAACAUUUCGCAAGAAGCUAUGCACAGCAAAAUUAAUAAUGAGCGGCGGCCGAUUUGAUUUUGACGAUGGUGGGACAUAUUGUGGCGAAUGGAGAAAUGGGAAAGCGCAAGGUUACGGAAUUUGCACCGGUCCAAAAGGACAAGCAAGAUUCGAGGGCGCUUGGCACAACGGGUUUGAAAUAAGCGGUGUGUAUGUUUGGCCAAAUGGCCACAAAUACGAGGGCGAGUGGGCAAACGGACGACGGCACGGACUAGGUUGUGAAAUACGAGGAAAAUGGACGUAUCAGGGCGAAUGGGAAGAUGGUUUUAAAGCCAGAUAUGGCGUACAGAGAGCGCAAAGUGGUGCAAGAUAYGAAGGUAGUUGGACGUCUGGCCUCCAAGAAGGAUACGGAAUCGAAGUGUAUGCUGAUGGUGGCUACUACUAUGGACAAUGGAAAACWGGAAUGCGAUCUGGAUACGGGUUGCGAAGUGCCAAACGAGAACCAAAGGACUAUUAUGUAAACUUCAGUCGUUCAAAUUCACGACAGUCCAAUGCAAGUAAUGAAGUCAAUGGCGAUGUGCCAUCCAAAGACGUCAAAWCAAAGGGUGACAAAAAACGAGAAAACAGUAUUGCUGGUGACACUAUAGAGGAUAAUUCUAAACCCGUUAAAUUAGUCAGGGAGAUUUAUAAAGGUGAAUGGAAAAAUGACAAGCGUCAUGGUUAUGGUGUUUUAGAGGCUUCUGAUGGAUAUUCCUAUGUUGGGCAGUGGUGUGAAAACAUGAGGCAUGGACUAGGAGCAGCUUCCUUCCCCAACAACACAAAAUUGGAAGGGGAAUUUGAAAAUGACAAUUUCAUAUCRAGAGUUAAAAAACCAAGUGCAGUAAAAUCUAUUGUGACUCGRUUCAAACAGCGACUUCAAAUAUCUUGCGAGGCUGCUCAGCAUGCUGCUUCUGUGUCAGUGCAGAAGUCUCAUAUGUCGUUAUCGAGAGCAGCAGCAGCACGAGACCGCGCCUUAGAGGCUGCCGCUGCCGGUGAGCAUGCACGGCAAGAGUCAGUUAUUGCCCAAAAACGUGCCAGGGAACUGAUUCAAAGGACCCCAAACAGCCUGAAUGUGCCAAUACCUGCAGACAAGUAGCAUUUUGUAGGGCGCUUUAUGUAAAUGUUUUGUUUUGUUUUUAUGUAUUUGUUACUUAUAUGUGAUAUUCACAUUUUGGUGGUUUUCUUAAUAAAUCAUUACCCAAUA
This is a messenger RNA of Exaiptasia diaphana, 1303 nucleotides long. RefSeq names its product junctophilin-3. The transcript is spliced from 2 exons. NCBI's taxonomy places the organism in Eukaryota, Metazoa, Cnidaria, Anthozoa, Actiniaria, Aiptasiidae. The record is from RefSeq and is a predicted model, not a curated record. Gene Ontology annotation, cellular component: plasma membrane; endoplasmic reticulum membrane; junctional membrane complex. The coding region runs from base 119 to 1195 and encodes 358 amino acids.